GCGUGUAGUCAGCGCCAUUCCUCCACUGAAACCAAACGUGCGCGUGCGACCCCGCUCCGCUCCGCUCUCGGUCAGAAAUACGAUUCGUGUGUUCCCGUGAUUUUUGAUAGAAUGUUAUCGUCGCGCAGACGAUGAGCAGCUGAAGAUCAAACUUUCUCGACCAGGCUUUUGUAGUUUCGGUGGAUAUUUCAGAACACAAUGGAUGAGGAGAACACAAUAGAUUUCCAGGCCCUGAAGGCCAAGUUCCAGAACGAAGAACUGCUCCAGAAGCAGCCCAGAAGCAGCAAACCUGUUCUCCCAGACAAACCGAAGCAAGUUCCCCCCCCCCAGAGUCCCACCUAUUACCUCCCCGCAGGAGCGCGUCCGUCUUUGCUGACCUCCAUUAACCAGAGCUUGGAAGCAAAGACCACGGUCAUUCCCAGAGUGGUGUUUAAGGACGAUAAGAAAGAGAGCAAACAGCCCCUGGUUCAGACUAACUCAAAGGGGAAAGACAAGAGUGAAGGCAAGCUGAAAGCGGGCAAGGACAAGUCCUCGAAAUCAACCAAGACCAAGUCUGAGGACGCUUCAUCGGAUCAAAAGCAGAAGAAGGAGCGCAGCAAAGACAAGAGGUUCUCGUUGUUGCUUCCCACGGCGAACAAGGACGGCGCCACGGAUCUGGUGCCGGCCACAGCUCCACCUAAGUCCUCAACUACAAAGAAGGGCUUCAUGGGGUUCGGGAAGUCUAAACGAGGUUCGCUGGAGAUCUCAGCCGACCCCAUCCUGGAUAGCUUCAGCCCAGACAUUCCUGGACCGGCGCCACUUAUUCCAGUGCCUUCUGGUUUUGAUGAUGCAACAGCACAAGCGGACAUCUCCUCACCGAAGACGCUCAUGGACCUCCCAGCCUCACCUGACUCCAUUGCUCCCAUCGAAGUCCCCUCUCCCUUCAGUGUCCCCAACAUUCCUAACUUCUCGCCACCUCCUGCGUUUAUUCCGGAAGCCCCCACUUUCAAAGUAGCAUCUCCAGAGAGUAAAACCCCCCCUGAGAUGAAACCCACUGCCAAGCCCACUUCCACACGGCCCAGCCAACCUGAAAGCACCAGUCUGCAUGCUCCCCCAGUCGCCUCCACUCCACCUCCUCCCGAGCCUGAGGUCACAGCCGAGGCUGGCGUAGAGGCUGUGAAGAUGGCCGCCGUGGCCGCACCUCCACCUGCAGUGGACGCCGCCGCGCUCCUUCCCCCGUCUCCCAAAGCCGAGCGGUCCUCAGUGCUGUCAGCGCUGGGCCGAGCCGAGGACAUGAGUCCGGGGAAGCGGACUUCCCUGAGUGACCAGAGGAUUUUCAACGCUCUGGAAAAGGCUCGCAAGAAAACCCCCAGCCCACUGACAAACCUCACCACGUCUGACUUAAUCAUCGCUCCACUUGAGGAGCGUCCUCAGAGCCCCAGCCUGUCGCUCCCGGAGCUCCCACCCAUCGAUUAUGACGAUCGGACAGGAAACAACUUGCCACCAGCCCAAGUCAACGGCCUCGACCACUCGCCGUUGGACGGCAUCGCUGAGGAGGGACCUGAGCCUGUCCCCGAGCUGCUGGUGGUCCCCCCUCCGUCCAAGAAGGUGCUGCCGGACCGCAGCUGUCUGGGUCCUCCGCCCGCGAAGCCGGAGAGGCCUCACUCCGUCAACCUGAGUCAAUUCUCCGCUCCCCCUCCUCGCGUGGAAGACAGACCUUCUAGUGCAGAGCCCCGCGUCGCAGAGGUCCCUGAGACAGACUACACAAAAGCCCCGGUGGUUGAUGACGUGGUUUCAGAGGUUCAUUCUCCAAAUCUCCAGCUGUCGGACUUCGGUGACGUCGACUACGCUGGUCCUGAUAUUCCAGACGGACCGACAACUCCCACGGGGGAUUACGAUAAUGGGAUACCUGCUGCAGAAGCUGAGGGCCCUGCAGCGUCAGAAGAAUGCCAAGAUCAGCAGCCGCCGGCAGCAUCUGAAGGUGAAGUUGUCAACGAAACCUAUGACAGCACAGAUAAUGCCCAUGAAGACGUCAACACAUCAGGAACCAAGAAGAGGGGGAAAACUGAAGGUGGCAAGAAACGCAAAGGACCCCCGAAGAAUCCAUAUGUUGAGGCAGCACAAGUUCCAAAUGAAGCGAAAACCAAGACUGGCAGGUUCGACAAGAGCGAGAAGAAAGGCCCCGCGGAGGGGCCCGAUGAGAAAGAGCUGAAGAAGAGGGAGAAGCAGCGCCUGGAGAGGGAGAAGAGGGAGCUGAAGGAGAAACAGGAGCGGGAAAAGAAGGAGCAGAAGGAGCGGGACAAGAAGGAGAGCGAGAUGAAGAAGAAGUUCAAAGUCACGGGCCACGAGGAUCCCAUGUACCAGGCGAAGGUGACGGUGACCACGAAGGGGCGUAAGAACGAUCUUCCGGUGAAGAACGGCGACGUGGUCAGCAUCAUCCGAACGACCAGCUGCCCCAAAGGGAAGUGGCUGGCGAGAGACCACGCCAACAACUACGGGUACGUCGCAGUGGAACACGUGGAGCUGGACAUCAGGGAGAUGGUGGAGCUGGGGAAGAAUAAGAGCAACCGCGCGUCCGGCAGCCACAUGGUCGAUGGAGAGGGACCCAGGACAGCGAACAGAGCCUCCAACCUGUAUCCAGGACCAGCAGAGACCUACUCAGAUGACAGUGAGGAGUGGGCUGUCGAUGAUGAGGACGACGACGUUCCCUCAAUGCCUCUGAGUCCGAUGGGUCACUCCAGGACCUUCUCCAUGCCGAACAUGGGAAACAAAGAUCUGAGCGUAAACCACCAGCACAGUUACAGCGACAUCAGCGCUAACGGCCCCAACGUCCAAAAUGAAGCACUUCAGAGGCUGACGACAUUUUUCCAGUCACCCAAACCUGCUGCCAGCGCUGCAGUGGUGACGGGGCCUGCGCUUGGAGUAGAUGUUCACCCAGCUGAGGAGAAGCCGCCAAAGGAGCUGGACUUUGAGGAUCCUGAAAUGCUCCUCCUGCCUCCUCCAGACCUGUACGCCUGACCUGCAGGACGACGGCAGCCCAGCGAACGCAGCCGGGCAGAUGAAGAGGGACUCGUCCGUGACGCUGUUCUUCACGCUGACCUGUGUCCAUCACCUGAAACUGUGACCGUAACUUCAUCCUCUUGGCUACAGCUGUUCUUAACCUGACGGUUCAGUAUGAUGAUUUACGAGAGGAGCAGAAAAUGGGGAUCGCUCAGACACUGGAAAUCUUUCUUCUGUGUGUGGAGUCCAGUGAAGAACAGUUAGGAGGUGGCUCUGUGUGACUGUGAACUAAGGACCUACAACCUGCUGCAGACGCAAUGUGAGGACCUGAGACCCUGGAAGAUCUUUGUGUCUAAAAAACAUGUUAUUGUGGUGGAAAAAUGUUGAAGUUAAUAGCAAACGUAGGCUGUUUAUCUUGUCAUGUUAAGAGUUGGAUGAGAUUAAUGCACAUGUUAGCAAUUUACAGUGUUGGUAGCAGUAAACCAUUUUGUCUUGAUCAAUACAAACCCAUCUUUACCAUUUACCUGAUAUUUGUCAAGUUUUACACAAAAUCCUCAUGUUGUCUUUUUGUACAUCUUUUUCUACAUAGUAAUUUAAUUAAGCUUUGUUGUUUCAUGUGAUUAUCUAACUUCUUACAUGAUGGUUACUACCAUAGUAUUCAAAUGCUUAAUUCCAACAAAUUAGGCUUCUGUAUUUAUCUCACACACCAAUAAACAUGUAUAAUAAAUUCUA
Molecule: messenger RNA, 3711 nt
Organism: Betta splendens (Siamese fighting fish)
Lineage: Eukaryota; Metazoa; Chordata; Actinopteri; Anabantiformes; Osphronemidae
Product: proline-rich protein 36
Exons: 20
Coding region: 199-2997 (932 amino acids)
Biological process (GO): T cell receptor signaling pathway; integrin-mediated signaling pathway; protein localization to plasma membrane
Cellular component (GO): plasma membrane
Molecular function (GO): protein binding
Source: RefSeq, a predicted model, not a curated record